AUGUCGAAUCGGAGAGACAGGGUGGAUGGUAUUGAACAAUCGAAAUCUCGAGUGCGGAUCGGCCGGGCCUGUGACCGCUGCAAGCUGAAAAAGUCAAAGUGCGACGGCAACACCCCAUGUUCGAGUUGUGUGGCUAGUGAUAGCCCUUGUGAAUACAGUGUCCGGCGACGACGAGAGGCCAGAGACUGGUAUUGGGGUAUGCAAGAUAUUAUCGACGAAGCGUUGCAAAGAUUAUACUGGGCGUGUAGGCAAGGGCGAGGAUUCCCCGGUGUGGUUCCCGACGAAACCAACGGCCGCGUCUCGACCGAUGCUAUCCUUCGCGGGCUAGGUCUCAGUCCGCCACCAGUAGACCGGCUAGGCCUGGGUACCACUCAGUCCGAUUCUGCUCUGGACGGCGUCGAACGACAGGCGGAACGAUCAUAUCGGCCCCCCGACAUUCAGACAGACCGGUUAUCCCGACCUUCGACAAGUUCUUCGAGACCAACACCGAUACCGAUAGUGAGCGAUGAUCGAUCGAUCUUGGGCGACGGUGUGCAAGGAAUGGAAGGCCAAGGGUUAAGCGCGCAGAGGAUGCCUGUUCACAAUCAGCCGUCGCGAGAUUCUACAAACCUCCCUCAACCAUUUCCCCAGACUGUGGAGGGCACAAUCGACCCUGGCAUGCUCCAGGAUGGCGAUAUGGACAUGAUCAACCUCGAUCGUGCAAUGUAUUCCGACGUGGAUGCGAUGCAGUUCGAGCCAGCCGAACGACUGGCUGGGCACGGCGAACAAACACCGGCGCAGAUUGGACACAAUACACUCCGUCCCCAGCCCAGCCAAGACGGCGCCAUACCUGGCCACGAUUCAGGAUGGCACGGCCAGAGAGGCUUUCAAGCCACGGGCCCGCUUCCGUGGCCCGGCACACUGGCAGCGGUGUACCGCAACGAUCAAAGCAAGCCCGAUGGGCAUUCUUUCCAAGGCCAAGGAGGGCAGCAGUAG
Molecule: messenger RNA, 975 nt
Organism: Exophiala dermatitidis NIH/UT8656
Lineage: Eukaryota; Fungi; Ascomycota; Eurotiomycetes; Chaetothyriales; Herpotrichiellaceae
Exons: 3
Coding region: 1-975 (324 amino acids)
Biological process (GO): positive regulation of transcription by RNA polymerase II
Cellular component (GO): nucleus
Molecular function (GO): DNA-binding transcription factor activity, RNA polymerase II-specific; zinc ion binding; sequence-specific DNA binding
Source: RefSeq, a predicted model, not a curated record